Cherax quadricarinatus is the source of this 781-nucleotide messenger RNA. It is a transcript of the gene Gpa2, whose product is annotated as Glycoprotein hormone alpha 2. Gene Ontology annotation, biological process: cell surface receptor signaling pathway. Lineage: Eukaryota; Metazoa; Arthropoda; Malacostraca; Decapoda; Parastacidae. The record is from RefSeq and is a predicted model, not a curated record. Gene Ontology annotation, molecular function: hormone receptor binding.
GUGAAGGUGCGAGUGAUGUGCAUAGAGGGACCCCGCGAGUUGGUCUUCAAGUCUGCCAGUACCUGCGACUGUUUCCACUGUAAGAAAUACUAGACGAGAACACCACUAACAGGAAGGGAGGUGAAGGAAAAUGGAACGAAGAGGCAAUGGAUGACUUGAAAGGGGCGACGGAAGAUAGAGAGGAAAAAGUAGAAGCAGGUGAUGGUGGACAUGCAAAAAACUGAUGAAGAGGCUCAAGAAGAAAAGAGAGGAAGGCCAAAGGAGAGAGGAAGAAAGAAAAAGUUCAAAUACAGUAUUAAUCGAAAUAAGGGGGAGAAGAAGAAUUAAGCUUGAAAUAUAGAAAAAGAGGAUUAAAGAAGACAUCGAAAGGCAAGAUUUGCUCAUGAUGGAGAUGAAAAGAACCAGGAGACUGGAAUGAUAGACAGUGAAGGAACACAGUGAAAGAACGGAGAUGAAGAGAUACGGUAGACGAGUUAACACAGAGAAGAUACGGAAGACGACAAACUGAGAUACAUCAGAAACGUUAGCAAUAUACAGUAACAAAAUACUUUGAACUCUAAUUCACCAAAAGAGUAAAAAAAAAAUAAGUGCAAUAUAGUAAAAAUAUAAAAAAGGAAAAUGAUUAUUAAUUUAGCUGUUAAAAAUGCUAUAACAAUGUUUUAUUUAUUUUUUGAAAGCACAAUUUAGUCAUCCAAUUUUAGUCCAUUUUCAUGGGUAUUUAGUAUUUUAAUCUUAUGAUCUAUCAGCAAACAAUAACUUCCAGUAAUAUAAACUAUUUUAA